Molecule: messenger RNA, 1032 nt
Organism: Lachancea mirantina
Lineage: Eukaryota; Fungi; Ascomycota; Saccharomycetes; Saccharomycetales; Saccharomycetaceae
Source: the annotation of a GenBank genome assembly
AUGUCUUCCAAGACCCUUGGUAAUAUCGGCGUUUUCGAAAAGGAAGGACAGAGAUUCUCCAAAGCCUCUAGACAGAGAGCACCUACCACGCUGCCACCAGUCACCCAAGACGAAUACACGGUUCAUAGCGCAGAUGAUUAUGCCUCGAUAGUCGACAAAAUGGAAACCUACGGUCUCUGCGUGGUCAAAAAUUUCCUUUCUCGCGAUACCUGCGACCAGAUCUCCCACGAACUGGAGCCGCACUAUUACAGAGACGAAUCAUGGCAAGGCUCACCGUUCCCAAGACAGACCACCGUGGUGACCAGGUGUGCCUUACGGUCGCCCACGACGCUCCACAAGGUGAUCGACAGCAAGCUGUUCACUUCGAUUUCAUCUCAUUUUCUGGAGGAGUCGAAUUACUUUUGGAUAGGCGAGGGCGCACGUGUCGCCACCAGUGGUAUUCAUCUCAACUCCGGGAUUGCGUACCGCGUGGGUAGCGGGGCAGCCGACCAGCGCUACCACAGAGAGGACAUGAUCCAUCACACUUUCCACGAAAGACGCCAGACCUAUCACUAUGGAGACGACACCCUCGUCGGACUCGGGCUAGCCCUCACAGAGAUGUCAGAAGCCAACGGAGCAACCAGGGCGAUUAUUGGCUCACACCUGUGGGGAUCACACGACCCGACUGCCGAGUACGAUCGUAGAUUGGAGGCGUAUCUCAACGUGGAGAAGGGCGACGCCGUGUUGAUGCUAGGGUCACUAUACCACGCAGCGAGCGCAAACUCGACUGCCAACGAUAGAAUCUCGGCGUAUUUCUUCAUGACCAAGGCGUACCUCCGGCAGGAAGAAAACCUACACCUGGACACAGCAAAGGAGGACUUCCGUGGCCUUUCGUUACGUACGUUGGGUCUACUAGGGUUACACACCAGUGACCCGUUCUGUGGACAUAUUGACUAUAAGAGCCCCGCUUUCACCGUCUGUCCUGAGUUGGAAACAGAGGCAUUGAGAAACAUUGCGCAGUACAAAAAUUUGGGCGUAGAGUUGGUGGAUUAG